This is a messenger RNA of Postia placenta MAD-698-R-SB12, 1269 nucleotides long. RefSeq lists its product as hypothetical. The record is from RefSeq and is a predicted model, not a curated record. NCBI's taxonomy places the organism in Eukaryota, Fungi, Basidiomycota, Agaricomycetes, Polyporales, Adustoporiaceae. The transcript is spliced from 3 exons. The coding region runs from base 1 to 1269 and encodes 422 amino acids.
AUGCAUUACCAACAGAGAACCCAGCCCUUCGCACACCUCGACGACUCCCAACUAUAUGGGUCACCUCCCGCUUUCCCAUAUCCUUCGCCACCGACGCCACCGAGUCUCAUCCUCUCGCAAUUGUCCUACUCUCGCCCAGCCUAUGAACAAAGUCAUCAGGAGUGGGAUCAGUUCGUAUGCCCCGAGGUCAACUAUACCUCGAUCCAGAACAGUCCUCACUGUUCAUCGUCGCUCAGAGAGCACGAUUGGCCAUACUCACGACCAACGUCAGGGAUGCCGUACCCCAUGUACAUGCCAACGGCCUCAUUUCCGACUGUCACCUCGCCCAGUGAAGUCCAUGGCUGUGAAUUUAUCCGCGAGGGUAACCAGGCUGACGAAGAUAUCUGGGCAUAUUUGGAGGGCAUGCCCAGCUCUACGCUUGGGCUAGCACAAACACCAAGUCCUGUGAUGCGUGGGACAGUCUCGCCUGCGCCGCUGUGGUCCUCACCAACCUCCGGACCAUCUACACAGCGAUAUACCAUGUGGAACGAACGGGUUGUCGUGUCGAGCCGCCGCGCAAUGGCGGCUUGCACGUCACCAUCAGGCUCAGGUACACAUCGCGUACCCAGCUUGGUCUCGUCUGGCCUCCCUGCGGGAGCGCGGACAAAGACAAACACCGAAUACGAAGAAAGCGUACCAAAUGCCGGUAUCACCGGCAUCGCGGGCGGUUUUUUCAACAACAACCACCAUAGUCGCUACAUCGAGGCCGUCGACGUACACACCACUGGCAACGACAAUCACGUUGCCACUGCGGUCCGACCUGCCACUAAGAAACCUCGAUCAUCUUCCUCAUCAGCUCUUGCGCGAACCAAGACGCGUUCAAAGACGAUGAGCAAGCGAUCAGAGCGCCUCCCAAUGCAAGCUGCCAACGAUGUCGAGCAGGCCACGCAGCAGGUGCUGCGCAAGCAGAAGCGGAAGGCGCCCGACGACGCCGGCGCCGACAGACCCUGCGCUGCGAAGAAAGCCAAGUGCUCUAACACAGGUCGUAAGAAGUAUCCCUGCCUACUCAAGUGCGGACACAAGGCAAUCAGACGGUAUGAUAUCGAGCGACACAUGGCCCUCUCCUGCCCUUUGAGGCCCAGUACAAGCCGAAAACCCUUCCCAUGCUCCAUCUGUGGCGGUGGGUUUUCGCGAAAUGAUGCGCUCAUUCGACAUAUGAGGGACCGGUCCGAGAAGUGUUUCGACGCCGAGAGACUCGACGCCGACUCUGGUGGAUACAACGACCACUAA